Messenger RNA from Drosophila takahashii, 3398 nucleotides. It is a transcript of the gene VGlut, whose product is annotated as Vesicular glutamate transporter. The record is from RefSeq and is a predicted model, not a curated record. Gene Ontology annotation, molecular function: neurotransmitter transmembrane transporter activity; L-glutamate transmembrane transporter activity. Gene Ontology annotation, biological process: neurotransmitter loading into synaptic vesicle; regulation of synapse structure or activity; transmembrane transport. Gene Ontology annotation, cellular component: excitatory synapse; synaptic vesicle membrane. Lineage: Eukaryota; Metazoa; Arthropoda; Insecta; Diptera; Drosophilidae.
AAAUAACUGUGCUUAAGUUCCAACUAAAGGACAAUUACAUAAUCGUUCACCACUACCAAAUGGAUUACGUAACUCUAGUGUGGCAUGCACUGUAAAUGAAAAUGCACAAACUCGCCGAAUAUCGAAAUUAAAUGGCUACCAAGUGAGAAUCCCCCGCUGAGCUGAGAACGAGCCAACCCGAAAAUAGAGUCAUCAAAUUUGUGCUGGCUUCACGGAAAUUAACCGCCGCCGAUUCGCCACGCUUAUAUACACGGCAAUCCGCCGUGAAGUAGGCAACAAAAUAUAUUUAUGCGCCCAAGUGAUAACAGCGGAACAGGCAACGAAGCACAACAGACGCCACUGACUUUGGCCUAGGCGGAAGGACGAGACAGGACGAGGAAGGACUCAGCGAUCCGGAGAGAGGGGCGGAGUCUGGACAAAAAAGGAAUACGACCACAGCAUCGCCAUGAAGGGUCUGACGGCGUUUAAGGAGAAGGCGACAGGCGUGUUUGGCGGCCUGAAGCCCAAUAUGGAGAAGUUCGAGAUAUCGCAGGGCUAUCAUGGCGGUCACGGUGGCUACGAGGAGAUGGAGGGGGGCGACCGGGAGGGUCGCGGACCGGGCGGUGGCCACGCCUACGACGACGACGACGAUCGGCCCGAUUCGCCCGCCUCCUUCGAGGAGAUCGAGCGACCGCCGCUCCGAAAGAUCGACAAGUACUGCAAGGCGGAGUGUCCUUGCAUGCCGGCCCGCUACACCAUCGCCACCAUGGCCUGCGUGGGAUUCAUGAUCGCCUUCGGAAUGAGAUGCAACAUGUCGGCGGCCAAGCUCAAAGGAGAGCACAACGGGACUGUUUUCAUGAACUGGACGGUCGCCGUGGAGAGCCAUGUGGACUCGUCCUUCUUCUGGGGCUAUCUGGUGACGCAGAUUCCCGGCGGCUUCAUCGCCUCCAAGUUUCCGGCCAACAAGAUAUUCGGCCUGUCCAUCGUGAGCUCCGCCACAUUGCAUCUCUUCGUCCCAUUCGCCAUGACCCUGAUGCACGGUCAUGUGGUGAUUUGCGUGAGGGUCCUGCAAGGACUCUUCGAGGGCGUUACCUAUCCGGCUUGUCAUGGCAUUUGGCGCUUCUGGGCGCCGCCCAUGGAACGUUCCCGACUGGCGACGCUGGCCUUUUCCGGUUCGUAUGCUGGCGUAGUGGUGGGACUUCCGCUUUCCGGUCUUCUAGCCGAUACCGUGGGUUAUCAGGCUCCCUUCUACGCCUACGGGGUAUUCGGAAUCAUAUGGUACAUGUUCUGGAUAUGGUUGUGCUUCGAGAAUCCGCGCAAACAUCCUGCCAUCAGCAUACCCGAGCUGAAGUACAUCGAGAAAUCGCUCGGGGAGUCGGCUCAUCCGUCGAUGCCCUCGCUGAAAACAACUCCUUGGCGGGAGAUGAUGCGUUCGAUGCCCGUUUACGCCAUCAUUGUGGCCAACUUCUGCCGCUCGUGGAACUUCUACCUGCUGGUGCUGUUCCAAUCCUCGUUCCUCAAGCACAAGUUCGGCUUUAAGGUGGAGGAGGCUGGCUUUGUGGGCUCCCUGCCCCACUUGAUCAUGACCACAAUAGUUCCAUUUGGCGGCAUGUUGGCGGAUCACCUGCGUAAGAACGGCAUCCUAUCGACCACCAAUGUAAGAAAGCUCUUUAACUGCGGAGGCUUUGGAAUGGAGGGAUUGUUUUUCCUAUUCGUCGCGCAUUCCUCAACGGCGACGGGAGCUAUGUUUGCCUUGACCUGCGGCGUGGCCUUCAGUGGCUUUGCCAUAUCCGGCUACAAUGUCAAUCAUCUGGAUAUUGCUCCUCGCUAUGCUAGUAUCUUAAUGGGAUUGUCGAAUGGCAUUGGCACACUGGCUGGCAUCAUUGUGCCCUACGCUUUGGAUGGACUUAUCCAGCAAAAUCCUACUGGCUGCUGGACAACAGUGUUUACUCUGGCCGCUUGUGUUCAUUUGGUUGGAUGCACUUUCUAUGGCAUUUUCGCAUCCGGAGAGCUCCAGCCAUGGGCGGAACCGCCAGCCGAGGAGCAAAAGGUGUGGGCACCGCCACCAGGUGCCAUUACCAACACGGAUCCUAGUCAGGCGGGCAUGUUGGGUGACUACAUGAAGGAAACUUCAUUUGGUGCCCCCGAGUACACUGAGCAGAGCCAAAUGCAGCAGUCGAAUGCCAUUAGCUAUGGCGCCACAGGACACGUGGCCAACAAUCCCUUCGCCAUGGCCAGUGGUGGCGCACCACCGAUUGCAGAGGAGGAUGCCCCGCCGAACUACGGGGAUGUUUCCAAUUCAGGGCAAUAUGGAUACACGCAAGGACAAAUGCCGUCCUACGAUCCGCAGGGAUAUCAGCAGCAGUAAAGGGUCACUUUGAGAUAUAUCAUAGCUUUUAGUUGUAGUCGGAAAUCGUUUGACGUUUAUUGUUUGUUCUUGGUGUGCCGUUAAAGAUUCCACCCAUUAUCUCUCCCCAUUUGUUGAGUUCCAUCGCUGAGGGGAUCCUAAAACGCCUUUCGGAGUUUAUAAGUAUAAUAACUACAGAGUAACGAAUUUUUCAGCGAAUAAGGGGAUUCCACAUGCAUCACUAACACAAUGAAACUAUGUACCUAACAGAGAAACUACAUAUGCACACACAGCAAUACCGAUAGCCAUUAACAUUACCGGUAGCCCACAUAGACCCUAAAAAACUGGCCUAAUCGAUCUAUAUAGCAUAUAUACUACUAAGGCCUCGCUUGCGCGAAUUUCUAUUUACAAGCUCCGAAAAUCCAAAUCGAAAAUGCAACACAAGAUAGGGAAAGAACUGGAAAAAUAUAUUCAACACUUGUGUAUAUCAUAUAUCAUCACAUAAUUUAUACGAAGCCUAUAAUAAUUAUAUUUAAAUCGGUAUAAUCGUAUAUAUAUAUAGCCAAAGAUUGUUGUUGAACUGCAAACUGCAAGUUUUAUUACCGUUGAUGAUAUUAUCUUCUGUGUAAAGAGAACAUUUUAAUCAAACCCAAGCAAUUGUUGAUGUUCGGCACGAAUGAUAACCAUAAAAAGUACUAGCUAAUCAAAAAACCAUAAUAAUAUUCUGUUAUCAUAUUAAAUAUUUACGUUUAAUUUGUUUUGUUAUUACAAUUUAAAGAUGCACCGUAGGCUUUUGUGUUAGAAAAACAUGAGCAAGGCAUGAUGUAGGCACUAAAUACAAACCCCUUAAGUAGAUAGCCGUAGGCGCAUAUAACCUCAGACUUGGUCUUCAUAUGCUCACUACAAUAAAAUAAUAAUAAGAAAAAGGAACACUUGAAAUAAAUAUGUAAAAGAUUUUUAUAAUUUUGAUUUUCUUUGCCAAGAAAAUCUACAAAAACAUUUUUUUUACCUUUUAAAAUAUUUCUAUGUUAAAAAAUAUUUCAUGUAACUUUCUUGGCUUGGAAAUUCAAGU